CCAACAUGGGGAUGCGUAUUUGAAAAACCCAUCUUGCAUCAUUUUUAACCUUUUUCUCCUGCCGCGCGGAGAGAGAUGGAUCCGUCCAGGAGGAGCGAGAGUGACUGGCAGGGGCUGGUCAACGAGGUGAAACUGUAAAAGACGCGGAGAGGAGACGAGCGUGAAAAUAAUACCUUAACUCAGCUGGUGGUGUGCACCACCAAACUAUCACAUUAGCAGCAAAUCGGUGCCUAAAUUCUGUGUGUCUGGAGCAGUUAUUGGAACUCAGUUAAAUCAGAUGUGGUUUAGAUUAAACCGAGUGAACAGGAUUAGCUUUGGUUUCUCUCAGCAUGUAGAAGAGGAAUUCCUAGUUUGUAAGCGGAAGUUAGAGAGUAAGAAAGAAGCUCUCCUGAUUCUGUCUAAAGAGCUGGACACCUGCCAGCAGGAGAGGGAUCAGUACAAACUGAUGGCCAACCAGCUCCGUGAGCGACACCAAGGACUCAAGAAGAAAUACAGUGAACUCAUUGAUGGAGAUCCCGCUCUGCCUCCUGAGAAGAGGAACCAAGUGAAUUUAGCCCAGCUACUUAGAGACUCCAGAGAAAGAACCAGUCAACUUUCUGAGGAGGUGAAGGAGCUGAAACAACGACUGGUGGAAGCCCAAGGUGAUAACAAGCUUCUACGAAUGACCAUCACCAAACAGAGGCUGGGAGACGAGGAGGUUGGCGCUCGGCACUUUCCUGCUCAUGAACGAGAGGAUCUGGUCAGACAGUUAGAAAGAGCUCGGGAACAGAACGAGGUUCUGGAGCACAGCGUGAAGUCGCUCACAGACGAGCUUCAGGACGUACGAGCAGAGCGUGACGUGUUUCAGCAGAAGGCUCAUCGUCUCAAUGUGGAAAUGAACCACAUCGUGGGCAACGAUGACAUGCGGAUUUUAGACAUAGAUGCACUCUGCAUGGAAAACAGGUAUUUGCAUGAACGGUUCAGUCAACUUCAAGAAGAAGUCAACUUGCUCAAAACAAAUCUGAUGAAGUACAAGAGUGCCCUGGACUGUAGGAAAAACUCUAAAAUCUGUGGGAAAGCCAACAGUAGUGCACUGACUGGGGUACUCUCUGCUAAACAAGUAAAGGAGUUGUUACUGUCUGAGGACAACGGUUGCACUUUGCCGGUGACGCCUCAAUCCAUCUCAGACCUCAAGUCUCUGGCCACGGCAUUACUGGAAACGAUCCACGAGAAGAACAUGGUGAUUCAGCACCAACGCCAAAUCAACAAGAUUCUUGGAAAUCGAGUAGCAGAGCUGGAGAAGAAACUAAAAACAUUAGAAAUGUCUGGAUUAUGGAGCCUGCCAGGCCUUACUUAUAAUGUGUCUCUGGGAAUAUAUGGAAGAGGAAAAGACACCAUCAUCCUGAAUCCUCAGCAGGCUGAGUCAGCACAGUCUCCUGGUCAGGAAGGUGAUGAAGGGUCAGAAGAGAUAGCUGUUGAUCAGCAGAGCUCCGCAGAAGUCCAAAACCAAGAGAGUGGAAAACCAGCGCAAGAUGUACUCCAAGAUGAGGAACAGCCGCCAUCCAGCGAGGAGACGUGCCAGCAGCGCCCCUCAUACCAGUCAGCUGAGGAAGAGCCAGAAACACCAGCGAGUGACGAGUGUGAUGACAGCGGUCACCCGCAGAUCACAAUUGAUUUAACAGCUUUAACGAGUCACCUGUCAGGAGAGGAGGAGUGUCGGAGUGGUUCCCCUCCCACAGUGACAGAUGUGAGCACACACCACUUGCGGCAAACUUUAGAGAACCCUGACCCCACAGGAGGAGGAGAGGCAGAGUUCGAUGAAUGCACUGAAGGGGUCGAAACUGUUGAAACUAAGUGUAUUCUAACAGAGGAAAACAUCAAUAAUGUUAUAUCCACUGCGGCCGCCGCGAGCUCGGCUGGAGAGCAGGAGGACAUCCAGUCAAACCAUGGGGAGACAAAGCUUUCAGAUGAGACAGACGUUUGUGUUACUCAGGAUAUAGGGUAGAAAAUAUAAGGAUGAAUGAUGCAUUUAUAACACGAUGCUACUUUAUUCACCUUUAUGAAUAAUGACACUAUUGAGCUGUUAUGAUUGACAGAUGCUGUAUUGUAAUAACCACUACAUUUUGAUUGAUUUUUAUUUUGAUAAUGGAGGCCUACAUCUGUUACUUAGCAUCAGUUAUUGGGACGCUACAUGGAGGGCUUCCUCAUUAAUAUACACCUGUCAACUGUCAGUAGCUGAUUAUAGCAGCUAGUAGCUUUCGUUUGAUCCAUUGAGAGUGUUACUGUCGUCCCACCUUUUAAACUGAUAAAUUACAUUACGUGUCCCAAAUUUUGUGGACGAGCAUUAGUUAGUCUGGGCAAGAUGACCUGUCAGUGUUCCAAUAUGUCCAAAAGGCUGAAGUCAAAACUCUGUGCAGGUCGGUCAAGUUCUUCAACACCAACCUGGGAAAACCAUUUCUCGCUUUGCAACAUUGUCAUGUUGAAACAGAAAAAGAGGUUAUGCCCAAACUGUCUGCAAAAAAGUUGGAAGCGAUACAUUGUCUGUUUAUCAGAGGUGGAGAGGAGGGCUGUAACUAACCGCUGUUUUCAUUGUCUAUUAAUCUGUCCAUAAUUUUAUCAAUACAUGGAUUAGUUGUUUGUUUACUGUUAUAGGAGUAAAGAAACCAGAAAAUAUUCACAUUUAAGAAGCUGGAAUCAGAGAAGUUUUACUUCUUAAAAAUGAUUGAUACCCAUUAAUCCAUUAUCAAAAUAGUUGGUAGUAAUUAAUCGAUUAAUCGUUGCAGCUCUAGUGGAGAGGGAAGAAAUUGUGAUUUUAUGGUGAUAAAAUCUGACUGAGACAGGAUUUGAACUCACCAGUGAAGGUAAUUUACACAUUUCUGCUGCAAGACACUGAUUCAGUUUUUGUUUCACAUAGAAAUGAGCUCAAAAUGAAGUGGGACAGCGUGCAGUUGCUGUCAGUUGACCAUAAAAUCAAGAAUGUGGUGUAGCUUAGAAAUGAAUUGUCAGAAACUCCUCUAUCUUUCUACCUCUGUCCACGUGUCCGUAUUAACUGAAGGAUUCCAAUAUUUUAUUGAUCACUACAUUGAUAAUAGACAUCCAACUGCUACUUUAUUUUGUUUCUUCAAACCUAAUACAAAUAUUACCAAACAGUUUUAUUUCUAUUAUUGUCUUUUUGAUUUACUAUAUUGUGGGAUGUUUACUCCCUCUGCCCCCUCCCCCUUUUGUGCUAGCAGGUUCUGUCUAGAAGCUACAGUUAUUCUGUUUUAAAACUAAAUGUCCUUACACAAAUUAUAUUUUAAUCACGCAAACUCAAUAUUAUCAAGGCUGUAUAAAAUGCUGCAUGACAAUUAAAGAUAAUUGCAUUGUAUUUUAUUAUCCAUGCUUUUAGUUUACAAUAAUUUGUCAGUUGGCAUUGAAACAUUGACAGAACUUAAUCGUCUGAAACACAACAAAGCCACAGCAUCUAGAUUACCAGCACCGAUGUCUAUAUUAUGUUUUUAUUUUUGUGGUGAAAAAUAUUAACUCACCAGAUAGAAAUGACAUAGGAUAUGUAUGUAUAUGUAUGUAUGUAUUGAAAUGUGCAAAAUGGAUUUAUUUCUGCAAAAUCAUUUAUCUACUGUAUUUUAACAUUCAUUUUAAAUAUAGAAUCCAAAAUGAGA
This is a messenger RNA of Micropterus salmoides (largemouth bass), 3638 nucleotides long. Its product is annotated as coiled-coil domain-containing protein 149-like. The transcript has 13 exons. The coding region runs from base 278 to 1984 and encodes 568 amino acids. The record is from RefSeq and is a predicted model, not a curated record. NCBI's taxonomy places the organism in Eukaryota, Metazoa, Chordata, Actinopteri, Centrarchiformes, Centrarchidae.